This is a messenger RNA of Porites lobata, 1267 nucleotides long. NCBI's taxonomy places the organism in Eukaryota, Metazoa, Cnidaria, Anthozoa, Scleractinia, Poritidae. The record is from the annotation of a GenBank genome assembly.
AUGUUGCCCAGUAGUGAAGUUACUCUGGAUGUGAAAAUCCAGGAGAACUCCUCUAUUCCUGGCACUACAGCUACGAACAGUGCAGCUGAACCUGUCUGCAAUGAAAAGCAUCCACUACUGUUUUUAACUUGCGAAGAUAUGCUCAGAUCUCUUGCAAGUGGCUUAGAUGAUUCUGAUGAGUUUUCCAUUGUGGUACGGAGAGGCUCAUCUUUCCAGCGGCAGCUAAAGAUAUGGCAACAGGAAUCAAGCAAAAAGUCCCCUGAAAAAAAUGCUGAGAGUGCACUUUGCAGGGGAAGAUGGCAUUGACACUGGUGGUAUGGCUCAAGAAUUUUUGGCCAAUUCCAUAAAGGAUAUAGGAAGAGAGUUUUUCCCUAAUGGUUCCCCCAUUGUCUCCAUGUUACACGUUCAUAAUGUUUUUUUUGACUUGUGGUUAGGGAUUGUCGCGGUGAGCCUCAUCCAAGGAGGACCUCCUCCUCAGUUCUUAAACGACAUCAAUUGUAACUUGCUCGUCAACCCACUGCAAGAUCUCAGUGACUUGCAACUAGACGUCCACCUGACAGAUCAUGAAAGGGCAAUCCUUACACAAGUAAGUAAAGAUCCAAUCGCUCAUCAGGAUGACAUACUGCAGUAUGGCUACAGUGGCAUAAUAGACACUGACCAUGUACAUGACAUAAUUGGCACGAUAAUGGUAAGCCUUGUAAGGAGAAGGUUGUUGCUUCUUAACGAGUUCAAACGAGGGCUUGAACUAUUUGGUCUAGCAAGUGCCGUAGCGUCAAAUGCUUCCUUGUGUAGGAGCCUGUUCGUUAUCGAGUCCAGUAACAUUACUGUUGAUGCUAAAUACCUGGUAUCCUUGUUAAAGCCUUUGUAUUCAUCAGAAGGAACCUCUCGAAGAACAGUUGAAGAAACCCUCAUAUAUAACUUUCAAGAUUUCUUGAUGGGGCUGGAAGACGAAAAGAUGACUGGGUACACUGAGAUGAUAGCAUGGAGCUCUCAUGAUUACCUUGAGGACGAAGAACCACAUCAGGAAGAUCCAGUUAACCAGUAAGUAGAAGAAGAAAACCCCCUGUUCUUCCAUUCUGCAGAACUAACACCAUCAGGCGUGUUAGGGUGGUUAACCGGUCAGAGGCACAAGCCAGUAAAUGGAGACGACCUUGCAAUCACAGUAAUGUUUAAUUAUGACUGCAUUGAGAAAAAUCCAAACCACAGUGUUUGUUUCCCAGUUGUCUCUGCCUGUGCUAAGGCGGUGACACUUCCAGAAACCAUAUGA